Molecule: messenger RNA, 2896 nt
Organism: Tuber melanosporum (Perigord truffle)
Lineage: Eukaryota; Fungi; Ascomycota; Pezizomycetes; Pezizales; Tuberaceae
Exons: 6
Coding region: 1-1896 (631 amino acids)
Biological process (GO): transcription by RNA polymerase III
Cellular component (GO): RNA polymerase III complex
Molecular function (GO): DNA binding
Source: RefSeq, a predicted model, not a curated record
AUGCCACCAAAGUUAAAAGCGAAACCCCGACCAGUUGCAAGGCGAGGGGCAGCGACCUCUAAUUGCGCCCCCAUUCCGGGUGAUUCGAUUACACCCCCAGAAAACCCCACGGAUAGCCCAGCGCCAGUCAAAGUUCCUUCUUCAGUGGUAACAACUGCAGCAGAACCGGUGCAGAAUCUUCCAAUCCCCCCUCCAGUCGGCCGUUUAGACAGCUUAUCUGCAGCUCGAAACCCUUCUACCAGUGCUCGGGGAGCAGCCCCAUUAGUCAAGUUUAAACCCAGAAAUCCUGGCCGGCGCACACAAGAAGAACGAGAAACCCUCAAUGCUAGGUUCCAACAUACCGCUAAUCCAGCCCCUCACCCCCGAGCCAACGGGUCAGAUCAUGAGACCAGGGGUAGAAGGGGUGGGCGAGGCGGAAGAGGUGGAAGAGGUGGAAGAGGUGGAAGAGGUGGAAGAGGUGGCCACAACGCUGUAUCCGCUUAUGCACCAGCUACUGCAUCAGGACCUUUUGCUUUAGGAAGUGUCUCUACAGGUGCUCCAAGAUCCAGGGUUGCCGUCGAGCGUGGCAUGGAUCGUGAAAAAUACAAAGAAUUCACUAGAUCCGGUGCAAAGCGUGACAUAAAGACCCGAGCAAAGCUAGAGGGUGAAGGCGAGGAUGGGAAAACUCUCGGAUAUACAUCAUCGGACGAUUCUGACGGUCCUAGAAUGGAUGUGGAAUACAUUUCAUUGCUAAACGAAGAUAACUCUGAGGACGAAGAUGUCGAUAAAGUGAUGGAUUGUGGGUCUAGCCAUUGGGGCGCAGGAGCUCCUGUCAGAGUCCCUCGAAGCGAGCACAUCGACCGGACUGCUAUGGUCAAUACGGAUGCUAGUUCGAAAAAAGGCAGAUCAGAUCCCAGGAUCAAGAACGAGAGCCCGCUCGAGGAUUCGGUGAAGGUCAAAGAGGAGCCAUCAGAUGACAAUAUGGCCACUGAGUGGCCUUCAUCGCCAGAGGCUUCAAGGAAAACCAAAGCCCCUACCUCAUCCCCAGAAAUAAAAAAAAAAGAAAUCAAGUCACCCACAAAAAGACGGCGUUCGAGCCCUCACAGGACAAAACCCUUGUUCACGAGUGCUGAGACGAAAGAGGAGCUUAAAGUGGAAGAAAAGGAUCGACUAAAAACACUAGAGGAGUUGGCAGGGAGCUUUACCGAUAUCAAGCUCGACAUGGGUGGUAACCCUGGGAUGGGUGAGGCGGCACGAGAGCCAAGGAACUCCGAGACUGAAAAUCAGAUCUUUUUCUUUCAGUUUCCUACGAUGCUGCCGCAACUUGUCGCCCCUCUAUCAAAAGAGAAAAAGUCACACGAAGCCUCCAUUGCACCAACUGACCCCAAGCCAUCAUCUACAGAAAAGCAUAGGAUGGGAUCUUCCACUUUGCCCCAUUUGGAUAUUAACCCUCAAGCUCGGACUACCGUUCUUCCCCAACCUUCAGGUCCCCCUCCAAGCUCUGCACCCACCGAAACUAGAAUGCCCCCUCCCCCUAGUAUGCCCAAACAAAGCUUAAAGGCUCAACAGGCAUUAUUAGAAGCGUUUCCUCCUCCAGGUAUAGCAGGCAAGCUUCGCGUUCACAAGUCUGGUCGCAUGACGAUUCUCUGGGGAAACCCGGUAGACGGUGAACCUUUUGCAAUGGAUGUUUCCCGUGGAACCGAUUGUUUGUUUUUACAGGAAGCUGUUGCAGUCAAAGAGGUUUCCCCUUGGGGAGAAGAGGAUCUGGAUGAAAAGGGUGCGCGGAAGGGUGCGGCAUUUAGUCUAGGCCAAGUUAAAGGGAGAUAUGUUGUUUCCCCCGACUUUGACGAUUUGGUCAGAAGCGAGAAGAGGCGAGCGAGAAAACCCAAGGCGAAUGAUCGUGAAGCAAUCAAUUAAACUUCUCCUUCAUGUCGCCUACAACCCAUGAGAUAGUUAUGGCCUGUAUUUAUUAAGGUGUUAAGGCUCCCCACACUACUCGAGCAGCUACGGGGAUUUCAGAGCAAUACGAAACGGAGAUGAUUGGUUUUUGCAACCAAAGUCAUUGUACAGCACACGCGUAAACGUGAGAGUAACUUAGGCCCUAACAUUACUUAUCUUACGAGUGAUAUUCAGUGGAAUGAACGUCUUACAAUGGGCAUUAACAUAACCUACAACGCCAAAUCAAAUGACAAAGGCGGCCGCGCCCGCCAAAAGCAGCUCCUCACAAUCAUAGACGGGGCUAGUAAUACCCGUAGGUUAAGUUAAAUUACCAGGGAGGUAAUCCUCCACAUCAUCGCCACCCUCAGGUGUCGUAUACCCCCUAGCACUCUCCAGGUAGAAUUAGUACUUGUAUAUUAACCCCCCUCUAUUCCCCCUUCCGCCCUCUCCAUCCCUCGCUCUUCACUCAACUAAUACAAACACCACACUCAACCGAUUAACUUUACUCCUCUAUCCACACGGUCCUUCCUUUCACUCCAAAUGUCUUCUGAACAGAAUAUGAAUCAGGGCAAGCCCUCCUCUGCUCCUGGCCAGGUGGCAUCUGGCAAAGCUAGCGGUGCGGGUAACCCGUGCUCAAAAGAGUCCUCUCAUGCUCCGACCGUUUCACCAUUUCCCGGAGGCGGCCUGGCAAGGGGAAUUUAUUCUUGUACUCUUGGAAGAAGCAAACCCUGUGGAAGCAAUGACACAACCCACGCCCCUGUCCAUGAGAAGUGUGAUUCUGGGCAAGACGUUGAAGAGAAGCGUGCUGAGAAAACUCCUGACAAAGCGGAAGAUACGGAGCUUAAGGCCACUGAUCCCGGUUCUGAUCCUGCUGUAAGAAGCCGCAUUCUAGAAAUAACUAACCCUAAAAGGGGUCUAACUAUUGCGGAUGUGGAGGCUAUCGAGCAAUGGCAUGGGGGAGUGGGGUGGUUGAGUGGGU